Molecule: messenger RNA, 1980 nt
Organism: Carassius auratus (goldfish)
Lineage: Eukaryota; Metazoa; Chordata; Actinopteri; Cypriniformes; Cyprinidae
Product: arrestin domain-containing protein 3-like
Exons: 7
Coding region: 57-1244 (395 amino acids)
Biological process (GO): protein transport
Cellular component (GO): plasma membrane; cytoplasm
Source: RefSeq, a predicted model, not a curated record
UCCGCUUGCGAACACAGCUGUAUUUGUGUGUCUAGAGUACAUUGGUAGAAAUUAAAAUGUCAAGAUCCAUCAAAGAGUUCAGUCUUCACUACGACCCGAUUAAUGAAAGCAAUACUUUUACUACUGGAGAUAUUGUGGAGGGGCGAGUUGUUUUAGAAGUAACCAAAGAAAUAAAGGUGGACAGUUUUUUUGUGAAGUUGAGGGGGGACGCAAAUGUGCGCUGGACUGAAGGCUCAGGUGAUGACAAAACAACCUAUAGCGACCAUGAGAGAUACUUCAAACUAAAGCAAUACUUCAUUCAAAAGAGCUCGAAGAGAGGAAAAAGGGAAAAGAAUGCAACUCUUGUAGAAGGAGAAACGUAUGGACCAGUGAUUAGGCCAGGAAGUCAUGUUUUCCCAUUCAGAUUUCAGCUGCCUCAACAAAAUAUGCCUCCAUCUUUUGAAGGAAAUCAUGGCUGGGUGAAGUAUGUCUUGAUGGUAAAGCUGAGCAGACGUUGGAAGCCAACAUCUACUAAAUAUACGGAAUUAACCUUUGUGCUGAGAAAUGAUGGGUCCAAUGAUCACUUUCUGCAACCACAAUCUGGCACACAAGACAAGAAGAUGAAACUUUUUGGCUCAGGAAAAAUGUCAAUGACGGUGACAUCUGAAAAAACUGGCUAUAUGCAAGGUGAAACGAUCAGAGUUUUUGUCGAUAUUGACAACUCUUCAUCUCGUGAUGUCAGGCUGAAGUACAGCCUCAAGCAGCAACAGAUGUUUAUCGCUGGCAGGAGCAUUAAUGCAGGAUUCAAGCAUAUAAUCAAAGAGACUAGAGAUCGCAUACCAUCUGGAGAAAAGUCAAAAUGCAUAGUGGACAUGAUGCUUCCACGUGACCUGACUGUCACCAUUGAAAACUGCAGAAUCAUAAAAGUGCAGUACCAACUCAAGAUCUCUCUGGGCUUGUCUUUUGCAUCAAAUCCAGCGGUCAUAUUUCCUGUGGUAAUUCUUCCAACUGAUCAACAGUGUCCUCCCUGGCAAGGUCUACCUAGAGGAUUCCAGCCAUAUUCACCACCUCAGCCUAGCCUUAUGCCUUAUCCUGGUGAACUACCUCCUCCAACUUCAGGGCUUUACCCCAAUCUGUACACCCCUUCAGUGCUGCCCCAUCCAGGAGCUGCUGCAGGGGUCUAUCCAAAUCCACACGCUGUCCAGUCUGGUUUCCAUCCGGCUCCUUCUGCACCAGUUUAUGAUCCAAAUCAAAGCACUAAAUAAUUCUCUCCUAAAGUACGUUAUUAGUCUCCUUCACCAGCUAAACCUCUGAGCACCUUUUAUGCUGUGUCAGUAAGAACUUCAUGGUUUUAUCUGCAACCCCAAUGCUGGUUAUUGUGCCUUUUCAGCUUAAGCAUUUCACAGGGAAUGUAUUGACCUUAUGUAGCCCUGCCCAAUUCAGCAAUGCACUCAUUGUCUUCAGUCUUCAUUUUGUAUUUACACAGAAUGAAGGUAAGAUCUUAUGGAUUUAUGAAUGAAUCGCUUGUUUUAAAAUCUUCUGGCGUUUGUUCUGACAUUUGUUUUCAAAUCCGUUUUCCACAUCACCAGCUAAUUAGACUUUGACAGCAAUGUAGACAUAAACGCAGAACUGCAGCAAAAACAGCUAUUCAAACACAACAUUCUAAAUAUGGCUGCAUCUUGUUUCUCCAGAGCAUAAAGUCAACAAUCAGAAGAAAGAAAUAAAUAAAUAAACGUUAUCACUAACCAUUCCUAAUAAAUAUUUUGCUGAUAGUACUACAUGUUGUUUUAGAAUAUAUUACCGGGUUUUUUUUAGUACUGUACUGCAUUUGCAGUUUUGACCUCCAUGAUGAAAUUAUCUAAACUGUAUACUGUAUUUACUACUGCGAAUAUACUUAAGUUAUGAUUAUUUCAUAAGAUGUUUUACUGUAGUCAGUCUUGUUGGUUAUUCGGUAGUCAAAUGUGGCUACAGUUAACAACAGACCCUGAAAUUAUGCAUUAU